AUGUGCAAACCCAGCGACGAUUUCGAAGGACCUCGCAAUGUGGUGAUUGCCGGUGCAGGACCUGCCGGUCUUCUGUUGACAGCUCUGUUGAUGCAACGCAACAGUGAAUUGUCUACGCCUCUCUACCGUGUCACUCUUGUGGACAACCGACGCAAUUUUGGAUUGGUGAGCCUAGAAGAACUGACAAAAUCCUACCGCAGUUGGAUGCUGGGAUUGGCGGGGCAUGGAUGCAAGGCAUUGCAGACCUGUGAGGGUUUGUACCAGGAAUACUGCAAGGAAGUUGGAAUUGAACUUCGGUCGCUCAGUCUCCAUUUGGGUGCCAAGGAAAUCAAGCCAACCAUAUCGCCCGAAGAUUUGGUGGACAAUGAAAAUUUCAUCGUCGAUCGCAACUUUAUCGUGGCGGCCAUUGCCAGGUUUGUGGAGGAAAAGUACCACGACAAUGACAUGUGUACCACUCUCUACGACCACAAACUGCUCUAUGUGGACUACGAAAAGCGCCGGGUUCUGGUUCGAAACGAAAAGGACGACCAAGAAUUCUACAUGCCCUAUGACCUCCUUGUGGGUUGUGAUGGAGUGCGAAGUGUGGUCCGAGAGGCUCUAGUCAAGCGACACAGCACCUUUGAAAUGGAUGUGGGCGAUAUCUUCCAAACAUUCAAGGCCGUUCAUGUGGAACGCCCUCCUUCUGUGGACCUUGCUAGUCUGCACCUGUUGCCCGCUGUCUUUCCAGAAAUGACUGGAAUUGCGCUACCUGAAACGGGAAACAAGUUGAACAUUGGCAUUGGUGUUGCUCGGCAUUUGUUUGACCAGUUGCCAGCGGAACUCAAAUCGGACGAUCCCAAGGUGGUAGCGGAAUAUGCCCGCCAGAACUUCAAGGCAUUUGAACUCGUUGACUAUGACGACUUUGGUGAGCAGUGGGCCAAUCAACGAUGGAAUCGCACCGGACAAGUCCACUGCAACUUUUACCAUUCGUCCGAAAUAUCCGUUGCCAUUAUGGGUGAUGCGGCGCAUGCCACCUCGCCAUCUAUUGGAAUGGGUAUGAACACGGCUUUGCGUGAUGCACAGGUCUUUUACCAACUCUUGCAAGAGCACAAGGACAACUUGACUGAAGUGUUGCCGGAGUUUUCCAACAAGCGUGUCAAGGAAGGCAACUCCCUCACGGACUUGGCCAUGCAUUUGUACUGCAUGGAUACACGACAACAACUCUUUGAAACCAUUCACAUGAUUGUUCGUGGCGCUCUACAUAAAAUGUUGCCCUCGUUGAUUCUUGACCAUCCACAAAAUAUGAUCGGAAGGGUCAAGUUCCAACUCAGCGACGUCUACAAUCGGGCCAAGGUGGUGGGAGUGCUGGAUAAGCACCGUCGUAUCAACGCCGAAACUCGACAAGCCUACUUUGAAAAAACGAAUGGAAUGACUUCUCCCGAAACACAGGCCAUGACGAAGGGAGGCUGGAUGUCAUCCAAGACUUUGCUCUCUGGUGCUGUCGUCGUCGCCGGUGUCGCCGUUGGUUAUUUCCAAUGGAUGGCGCACUGCAUGUAA
Molecule: messenger RNA, 1536 nt
Organism: Seminavis robusta
Lineage: Eukaryota; Bacillariophyta; Bacillariophyceae; Naviculales; Naviculaceae
Source: the annotation of a GenBank genome assembly